AGACAGCGCGCGCGGCCGCGGCGCGAUGCGCUGACGCCAUGCGCCGCCAGACAUGUCACGUCGCGCCGCGCCCGCGGCACUGCUGCUGCUCACACUCGUACUCGUCGGGUGCGCCGGGAACCCGGACGCCAAGCGGCUGUACGACGACCUGCUCAGCAACUACAACAAGCUGGUGCGGCCGGUGCUCAACGUCAGCGACGCGCUCACUGUCCGCAUCAAGCUCAAGUUGAGUCAGCUCAUCGACGUGAAUCUGAAGAAUCAGAUAAUGACGACAAAUCUUUGGGUAGAACAGAGUUGGUAUGACUACAAGCUGUCAUGGGAGCCCCGAGAGUAUGGAGGUGUUGAAAUGCUACACGUGCCCUCCGACCACAUCUGGCGGCCGGACAUUGUACUAUAUAACAAUGCGGACGGCAACUUCGAGGUGACGCUGGCCACCAAGGCGACCCUCAACUACACGGGCCGCGUGGAGUGGCGCCCGCCCGCCAUCUACAAGUCCUCGUGCGAGAUCGACGUCGAGUAUUUCCCUUUUGACCAGCAAACUUGCGUCAUGAAAUUUGGCUCUUGGACCUAUGACGGAUUUCAAGUGGACCUGCGACAUAUCGACGAGGCGCGGGGCACCAACGUGGUGGAGCUGGGCGUGGACCUCUCCGAGUUCUACACGUCCGUCGAGUGGGACAUACUCGAGGUGCCCGCCGUCAGGAAUGAAAAGUUUUACACUUGCUGCGACGAGCCAUACUUGGACAUAACGUUCAAUAUCACGAUGCGGCGGAAGACCCUGUUCUACACGGUGAACCUGAUCAUCCCCUGCAUGGGCAUCUCAUUCCUGACCGUGUUGGUAUUCUACUUGCCGUCCGACAGCGGCGAAAAAGUGUCACUCUCCAUAUCCAUCCUCCUCUCGCUCACUGUGUUCUUCCUGCUGCUAGCGGAGAUCAUUCCGCCCACAUCCCUGGUCGUACCGCUGCUCGGCAAGUUCGUGCUCUUCACCAUGAUACUCGAUACUUUCAGGUAG
Messenger RNA from Achroia grisella, 1009 nucleotides. RefSeq names its product acetylcholine receptor subunit alpha-like. Lineage: Eukaryota; Metazoa; Arthropoda; Insecta; Lepidoptera; Pyralidae. Gene Ontology annotation, cellular component: neuron projection; postsynaptic membrane; synapse. Bases 53 to 1009 code for a protein of 318 amino acids. Gene Ontology annotation, biological process: nervous system process; chemical synaptic transmission; signal transduction. The record is from RefSeq and is a predicted model, not a curated record. Gene Ontology annotation, molecular function: acetylcholine-gated monoatomic cation-selective channel activity; transmembrane signaling receptor activity. The transcript has 7 exons.